AUGGUUCAUGAUAUGUCUUACAACACGGUCUCCAAUGUGAUUGCCACUUGGGAGAAAGUCCGACAAGUCAAAGACUACGAACACGUCGUUGGAACGCAGCUCUUUCAGAAAUUCUUUGCCUCUACUCCCAAUGCCAUGACCGUGUUUGGGUUUCCAAAGGGCUCGGAUCCUUCGUCGAAGGACUCGUUGGAAAAUCCCAGAUUUGUCAAAAAGGCCAAAUGGUUCAUUCGGGUCUUUAUUCAGAUGAUCGAACGUUCCUUGGAUAUGUUGGGUCCAGAUAGUGAAUUGCUCACAGAAAUUCUGUUGGAAUUGGGUCAACGUCACGUUCGUUAUGGAGUGGAUACCUCUUACUAUCCUGCCAUGGGAAAAGUCUUGCUAGUCGUGUUGGAUGACGUACUCGAUGAAAAGACCUUUACACCACAAGUCCGAAAGGAUUGGGAGGAGGUUUACACGGCACUUUACACCGACAUGAUAGAGGGCCAUAAUAUGGUGAAUGUAUAA
Messenger RNA from Cylindrotheca closterium, 501 nucleotides. The record is from the annotation of a GenBank genome assembly. NCBI's taxonomy places the organism in Eukaryota, Bacillariophyta, Bacillariophyceae, Bacillariales, Bacillariaceae.